UCUGACGCUUCGCUCAAUUUCCGACAGCGUAGCUCUCGCUGCUACCCGUGUGGGCUUCAAAGGUUCGAGUCCCACUACGGGAAUGAGCCUUUUUGACCUCUUUCGGGGCUUUUUCGGCUUUUCUGGACCUCGGAGCCACAGAGAUCCCUUUUUUGGAGGAAUGACUCGCGAUGAAGACGAAGAUGAUGAGGAAGAGGAAGAGGAAGGAGUCACGUGGGGCCGUGGGAACUCGAGGUUUGAGGGUUCCCAGCCCCCUGAGGAAUUUAGCUUUGGCUUCAGCUUCAGCCCAGGAGGAGGAAUGCGUUUCCACGAUAACUUCGGCUUUGAUGACCUAGUACGGGAUUUCAACAACAUCUUCAGCGAGAUGGGGGCCUGGACCUUGCCUUCCCGCCCUCCUGAACUUCCAGGUCCUGAGUCAGAGACACCUGGUGAGAGACGGCAGGAAGGACAGACGCUUCGGGACUCAAUGCUUAAGUAUCCAGAUAGUCACCAGCCCAAGAUCUUUGGUGGGGGCUUGGAGAGUGAUGCAAGAUCUGAAUCCCCCAAACCAGCACCAGACUGGGGCCCCCAGAGACCUUUUCAUAGGUUCGAUGAUACGUGGUCUGUGACCCCCCACUCUAGAGCCAGAGAAGACAAUGAUCUUGAUUCCCAGGUUUCUCAGGAGGGUCUUGGCCCAGUUCUGCAGCCCCAACCCAAAUCCUAUUUCAAGAGUGUCUCUGUGACCAAGAUCACUAAACCAGAUGGGACUAUAGAGGAGCGCCGGACUGUGGUGGACAGUGAGGGCCGGAAAGAGACCACAGUAACCCAUCAAGAGGCAGGCGGCAGUCCUAGAGAUGGUCCAGAAUCACCAACACCUCCAUCCUUGGAUGAUUCCUUUUCCAUCCUGGAUUUGUUCCUAGGACGUUGGUUCCGGUCCCGGUAGCCUUGCUAAUUAAUCACAGAGGCCUUUAGAUUCUUUCCACCUCCCACCCUUUGCUUGGUAUUAAUGGGCUUAGUUGUCUUCCUGCCACCUCAGGACCUUGGGUGUGUGGAACAGUGAAUUGAAGGUCUGUCAGUGUGUCAGUCACCCAAACUGACCAAUAAAACCUUUAUUUAUGCUAA
Molecule: messenger RNA, 1101 nt
Organism: Budorcas taxicolor (takin)
Lineage: Eukaryota; Metazoa; Chordata; Mammalia; Artiodactyla; Bovidae
Gene: HAX1
Product: HCLS1 associated protein X-1
Exons: 7
Coding region: 83-922 (279 amino acids)
Biological process (GO): negative regulation of apoptotic process; regulation of actin filament polymerization
Cellular component (GO): clathrin-coated vesicle; apical plasma membrane; actin cytoskeleton
Source: RefSeq, a predicted model, not a curated record